AUGGACUUCUCACUGGCUGCACUGGAGAAUGAGUGGGCAAAGCUGACCAAUGUUUACGCUAUCCCAACGGCAUGGCUCAGUGUCGACCUCCAUCGCAUCUCCGUAUUGUCGGAGCGCAAACUGAUUCCCCAUAGUUCUGAGAUGACCCUGUUGCGCGGGCGUAUUAUUCAGGAGGUCUCUUGCAAACUAUGCCAACAAAGGAUUGGAGUCCUGUGUCCAUUCGACAAUGGAAUGAAUAUCCUGUGGAAAAUGAACAAGGUUGCAUUUAGGGAAAUUGUUACCAUGCGGACCGUGCAGCCUCUGUUCAAGCAGGGGACCCUCGAACGCCUCCUUUGUCCGACCCCUAAAGAACCACCACGCCGAAACUCAGAAAUUGUCCAGGACAGUGCGCUUGUGCCAGCGGGCGUCUCUGACCCCGCCAACCUCGAUUCGUCAGUACAAAGGCAGAUGCUCAGUCAAGGCAGAAGCAUCGAUCAGAUCUCGAACUCCGUGAAUCACCUACAAGAUACAAUGUCAGACCUCAAGCAUUCCUUCACCGCUCUUCGAAUUGAGUUGAACGGACCAAACAGGCAUAUUGGAGAGGGAUCCACCCUCCAGGGGCAUGAUUUCGAUAUGAUUGCUACCGUUCUCAAGGAGCUCAAGUCCAAAUCUGACGAAAUUGAGAAAUUGAAGUUGGAGAUUGAAGCUUUGAAAUUAAAAAACCGUUACAUGGGAGGGAUCUCGCCACAACCACAGCAAGACUCGUUGUCUGUAUUGAACAUGAACGCUGCACUCCCUGAAGUUCGGAGCCCGGGCUUGCUCCAGGCAGGCCGGAAGCGCACUUGGCCCGACGCUUUCCCCAUUGAUCGCGGCCAAUCAUUUGGCACUUACUUUGAUGAAAACGAUAUGACUGACGAUUCGGACCCGUCAUUUCCAGCUGUCCGUGAAUCUCGUGCUGUGCUUAACGAACAACAACGGCGUGCCAUUACCAGCGGCCAGUCGGAAUAUGGGGCGGGCUCAGGGCUUCAGUUGGAGGCUUCCCAAACGCCUCAGAAUAGAACCAAUAACACAAACCGAGCCCAAUCCCAGCCUGCACAGCAAUCCAUAGCGAAACGCCCGCGCCACAACCCGCCACAUGGCGACAACCCGGAAAUAGCUCCAGCACAAGCUCCUGCACCGAGAAGACCCGGCAGACCCAGAAAGUCAACCAACCCGCCCCCAAAUCCCAAUCCCGACACUCCACAACCUCCAAAUACUACCCCUUUAAACAGUCAGGGAAUCAACACCGAUUCUACUGGUCAACCAGGCACACGCCGGCAAUCUCGUCGCAGCCUGCGCCCAACAUCUCCCAACCCAUCCAUCGGCGAAAAUGACGAAAAUGGCCAAGAUGUCGCGUCUGAUUCCCAUCAAGCACCCAACAAAAAAAACAAGCGCCUCACUGGUUCGCCGAAUGGAAGUCGAACGGGCGCUCCAGAGGAUACUGCGGACGAAGUCGCUAUGAAUGAGAAGCGUAAAGCCAAGGUCGCGGCGCGGGACGUCAUGGCUAGAAUGGCUUUACAGCAGGAAGAAGCUCGGGAGGCAGGCCAUACACGAUAG
Molecule: messenger RNA, 1575 nt
Organism: Penicillium arizonense
Lineage: Eukaryota; Fungi; Ascomycota; Eurotiomycetes; Eurotiales; Aspergillaceae
Exons: 3
Coding region: 1-1575 (524 amino acids)
Source: RefSeq, a predicted model, not a curated record